AUGCCGCGCGUACGAGCUGGCAAACAAUCGGCAGCCGCCAACACAACCUACGACUCGCCCGUGAAGACGGUUCAGAUCGCGCUCAAUGAUGACCGCGCAGAGAAGGCACAGCGGCUGCAGUCGCGACAUGCACUCCACUCGAAACAGAUGGACGCGUACAAAGCGGCAGCAUCACCUGUACGGAAGCGCAAGUCGCUGGGCGCAGACACUGGCGGACCAGAGACGCCAUCACAGCAAGAUGCAGGUGACUACAACGUGCUAGGACCGGGAGUGACGCCUAUGAAGCGUGUGCCCAUACUCGCCAACUUUGAGGAGUGGAUGAAGAUGGCCACAGACAACAAAAUUAACGCGACGAACAGCUGGAACUUUGCGCUCAUUGACUACUUCCACGACAUGAGUUUGCUGCGGGAAGGAGAUAGUGUCAACUUCCAAAAGGCGAGCUGCACGCUGGACGGGUGUGUCAAGAUCUAUACGAGCCGAGUGGAUAGUGUGGCGACAGAGACAGGGAAGCUGCUGAGCGGGCUGGCUGAGAGCAAGUCAGACAAGAAGAGGAGAGGCGGCGCUGAGGGUGAAGAGGGUGAAGAUGAGGACAAGGAGGGCGAAGAAGGAGAGGAUGGCGCGGCCAAGAAGAAAGGCAAAAAGAAGGCACGAAAUGCUGAAGCGACUCUGGUGAACAGCUUCGACCAGCUGAAGUUGAAGAAGAUGGAGCUGGAGUUCUCAGUGGAUCCGUUAUUCAAGAAAGCGAGCGCGGACUUCGACGAAGGUGGUGCGAAGGGUCUGCUGCUCAAUCACCUCUCAAUUGACGGAGAAGGAAGGAUCGUAUUUGACAGCAGCAACGACGCGAAAGAGACCGACGGCGAAGAGAACAGGAGAGAUAGCAUGGAGCCGGAGGGUGAAGAAGAGGAAGGCGAGCAGAAGCAGUCGGAAGAGCCAGCUGUGGAGGACGACAGACCUGUCGACAUCGCAGCACUCGGCGCACGCUUCUUCCCGGAUCUCAGCAUGCUCGACAACAAAGACAUUUGCCCCACGCUCAAGACGUUCGAACUCGGCUCCGGUGAUGCUUCACUCGAUCUACCCUUCCUCAAAGCGCCCGAAAACUGGAGAGAUGAACAGCCUGAGCCGUCUUCAGAAGAAGCUGGCGAGAACAGCGUGCUCCCCGACAACAACUUCGGCAUUGGAGAUGAUGACGACAACGGCUUCGACCUCCCUCCUGAAACUGGCUUUGGUGAAGGUGGUGAGGCGUGGGCACGCGAUGCAGCGCUGCAACCUCAGAUGCGGGUGGUGGACGCAUAUGGCGGCGCGGAAGCAGGCGAAGAAGGCGGCGAGGUUGGAACCUUCGACACCAACAGCAAUGUGUACGGCGUUACUCUCCAACAUCGCUCCUUAGGCGACGACCAAGAGAACAUCCUCAAUUACUUCGACACUGCGCUUCACAAAAACUGGGCUGGGCCUGAACACUGGAAGAUUGCGAGGAUAAAGGAGGCGAACAGAAGUGCUGCCCAGGACAAGGAGAAGAAGGCGAGGAAAGAGAAGGAGCCGUUCGAGAUUGACUUCGCGGCGCCAAUGAGCCAGGAGCUGGCGGCACAGCUGUACACGACAGCGAGCUCGAACGCCGCGAUCAGUUUGCCCAGAAAAGAGUGGAGGAGUCGAACGAGGAACCUCUUACCGGAUGACAAGCAUUUCAAUUCGAAAGAUCUGCUGAAACUGUUCUUGAAGCCAAAAGCCAGACUUGGGGCGCGAAAAGCAAUUGGCGGUAGGAGGGAUGGCGGCGUCGAAGGUGAAGUGGAUGAGGCAUACUGGGCUACGGCAUCGCACGCACCUCCUACCCAUCCCGACGAUGUGGAUGCGGUCCAAGGAGACUACGAUGCCAAUUUCUUCGCCGACGACGCUCUACCUUUACCCGCUGGUGUGGAUCCGGACGACGACGACGACUUUGCAGAUGCCCGUGAGCAGUUCUCUCCUGGUAUUGCGGACGAGAUCGAUGCUGGAGGACCGACCGGACCCGGCAUCGACGGCAUCUUGGCUGGCUCGCAGGAGCAAGGCGAAGGCGCAUUCGGAGCGAAUCUCGUCGCCCAGAGUCGAAGAUUACGACCCGAGUAUGUGCAAUACGCGCGUGUGGCCAAGAAGGUGGAUGUUCGACGACUGAAAGAAGAGAUGUGGCGAGGGUGUGGGUUUGGAAAAGACGAGGUGAGUCUCCACUUUCUUGAAGUGCGAAGCCCGAGAUUGGGCAUUCUUAUGGCGUGGCAAGCCAACAUCAUCCACGUACGGCCAAAGAUCGCAGAUAAUAGGGCAUCCCGUCCGCUCUGCCGUACUCAAGCUGCGAAUCGGGUGAUUAGUACUACGGUGGGUGACCACGUGGGAAUACCGCCUGCUGCAUUACCUCCCCAAACACCCUCAAAACCUCAGCCGCCAGCAGUACUGCAGGACGACUCUGGCGCGCUCAAAUUCACAGACAUCAUGAACAACCUCCACCACGUUUACCCGAAACAGCAGCUCGCGGACAUCAGCACGAGCUACGGCUUCAUCUGCUUACUGCAUCUGGCGAACGAGAAGGGCUUGGUGAUUGAGAACGUGGACGGCUGGAGCGAUUUGACUGUACGAAAGGACUUGGAGGCUAUCAUCGGGGAAGGGGGCGAUUGA
Messenger RNA from Saxophila tyrrhenica, 2640 nucleotides. RefSeq lists its product as uncharacterized. Gene Ontology annotation, cellular component: condensin complex. The transcript is spliced from 2 exons. The record is from RefSeq and is a predicted model, not a curated record. Gene Ontology annotation, molecular function: chromatin binding. Gene Ontology annotation, biological process: mitotic chromosome condensation. The coding region runs from base 1 to 2640 and encodes 879 amino acids. NCBI's taxonomy places the organism in Eukaryota, Fungi, Ascomycota, Dothideomycetes, Mycosphaerellales, Extremaceae.